This is a messenger RNA of Brassica oleracea var. oleracea, 1074 nucleotides long. RefSeq lists its product as uncharacterized. The coding region runs from base 1 to 1074 and encodes 357 amino acids. The transcript has a single exon. Lineage: Eukaryota; Viridiplantae; Streptophyta; Magnoliopsida; Brassicales; Brassicaceae. The record is from RefSeq and is a predicted model, not a curated record.
AUGGUUGAUAAUAUUCGAAGAGCAAUGCAAGAUAUAACUUUGGGAAGUGAAGAUCCCCCUUUUGUGUUACCGGCGGAGGUGGUGCGUCAAGCCGAAGAAGAAAAUCGAUUCAUCUUGGUGGGUCGUCCGGUGAUGCCACGACGACAGAAUCUCCAAGCACUCCUUGCUACAAUGCCAAGAAACUGGGGCUUUGAAGGUUUAGUUCGUGGACGUGUCAUUGAAGGCCGACGUUUCCAGUUUGUCUUCCCCUCCGAGGAAUCAAUGGAUAUGGUGAUCCGAAGGGGGCCGUGGGCGUUUGCGGAUUGUAUGAUUGUGCUCCAGAGGUGGACACCAUUGAUGGACAUGGAGAUGCUUAACUACAUUCCCUUCUGGAUCCAAAUCCGGGGAAUUCAACUGCAAUGCAUGAAUCGACAAGUAAUUGUCAACAUAGCAAGGCUUUUGGGAGAGUAUAUCCACAUGGAUUACAGUGAGGAGAUUGGGAGCCGUCUGGAGUAUGUCAGAGUCAGAUUGAAUUGGAAUGUCAAUCACCCUCUCCGGUUUCAGAGGAACUUUCAGUUUGUCCCAGGAGUCAACACGCUACUGAGGCUGCAAUACGAGAGGCUUCGUGGUUUUUGUGAAGUUUGUGGUCUGAUCACUCAUGACUCAGGCGCCUGUCUGAUUCAGAAUGGAGGACCUGAUAAUGACGAUGGAGCUCAUAAUGGAGAUGAAGAAGAUGAUGACAUUGAGAUUGUACCUAAUCAAGGAGUGGCCAUUGAGGAAAUAAAUGAGGAAGUUAAUGAGGGUGUUGUGGCUGAUGGUAAUGAGGCAGCGGAGGAAAAUGUAGAGCCGUUGGUUGAGGAAGAGGAUCCUGAGCAGGAAGAGUAUGAGAGGAACAUAAGGAUCCUGGAGGGGGAAGCAGAUGAUGAGAAACUCUGGAGCGGUAAUGGAAUGCAAACCAUGUUCACGAGUGAUGUUGAUCGAGACGAGAUGUAUAAUGUUCUUUAUCCAAAUGGGCAACGUUUUCCUAAAGAUGUUGAGGAGGAAUCGGGCAUAAGCGGAAGAGCUGGUUGUCUGGUGCUAAUGAGAACACAUUGA